Molecule: messenger RNA, 2763 nt
Organism: Lepus europaeus (European hare)
Lineage: Eukaryota; Metazoa; Chordata; Mammalia; Lagomorpha; Leporidae
Product: vomeronasal type-2 receptor 116-like
Exons: 6
Coding region: 1-2763 (920 amino acids)
Biological process (GO): G protein-coupled receptor signaling pathway
Cellular component (GO): membrane
Molecular function (GO): G protein-coupled receptor activity
Source: RefSeq, a predicted model, not a curated record
AUGACCAAGGUGGACCUAGCCAAGGAGGAGAAUGUUCUAAAAUUUGGGACAACUGAUGAGUCAGGUGGUAUUCAGUCUACUGCAGAAAUUACUGAAAACAGAAAUGCUUGCUCCUGGGUGUUGUCCUUAGGUUGGGACACAUCGAGGCUUUCCCAGAGGGUUUGUGAAGGUGAAUGUGAGAACAGACAUGGUUUGUUUCAGAGGAGUUCAAGGGCCAUUCCACGAUCUUCUAGAGCCCUUGGAACCUCACUCACACCUCCUCCAUUUGCCACAGCUGAGGCACCACUGAGUGGAAGCCUGAGUCUUGCCCAUUGCUGUUUCAGGGUGUGGCUGUGUUGUUGCUCUGAAUUCCAUGGUCUCACCCUUCUCCCUGGUGCUGCCCCUCUCUUUAGGUGGCUGUGGAAGAACUACCAAUACGUGCUGGCCUUCCGCUUUGCCAUCCAGGAGAUCAAUAAGGACCCCCAGAUACUCCCCAACCUGACCCUUGGUUUCAAAUUCUUCAAUGCCUUUGCCAGUGAACAGUACACCUUAUUAAACAUAGCGUAUUGGUUGUUUGGGGCCACUAUGCCUUUCCUUAACUACACCUGCCAUACACAAGGCAGACAUGUUGCCAUCAUUGCUGGAACCACAUCAGCAUUGUCUGUUGAAUUUGGAACACUUUUGGAGCUCUACAAAACCCCACAGCUCACCUAUGGCCCUUUUGAUCCCAUGCUAAAUGAUAAGGACCAGUUUCCCUCACUCUAUCAGAUGGCCUCCAGUGACAGCUCUUUGGGCCAUGGAAUGAUCUCCUUGUUGCUGCAUUUUGGCUGGACUUGGGUGGCGCUCUUUGUGUCUGAUGACAUGAAGGGAGAGCAGUUCCUUCAGUACUUUGAAGCAGAGAUGCUCAAGAAAGGAGUCUGUGUGGCCUUUACAGUUAAGCUCCCUGUCACAAAGAAGUUGUAUGGGGAUAGUGAUCUCACUUUCAUGAGUAGCAUCAGAGUUUCUUCUGCAAAUGUGCAUAUACUCUAUGGUGAUGUAAGAGGUCUCAUCAGUGUGGACAUUUCAGUGCAGUCGUUUUUAACCAUGGGGAAAGUGUGGAUCAUGACAUCAAAGUGGGAUCUUGUUAUGUCUGAGACAAACCACAUGCUGCACUCUUUGCAUGGAGGCUUCUCAUUUUCGCCCCACAAGGAAGAAAUCCCUGGCCUCAAACAUUUUCUCAAGAUGGCAAAGCCUUCCCACUAUCCAGAAGACUUUUACUUCAGUAAAUUAUGGCUUUUCCAUCUGGACUGCUCACUUGCAGGAUCAUUUUGUGGACAUAUUGGAACCUGCUCACCAAAUGCUUCCUUAGAGUUUCUUCCAGGACAUAUUGACCUGCUGACCAUAUCUGACUCCAGCUAUUUAGUCUACAAUGCUGUCUACACCAUGGCCCACGUCCUCCAUAAAAUGAUUUUGGAGAAAAUCCAGUUUCCCCAGCACAAUUUGUUGAGGAGAUUGUGCCUUCUUCAGGGAUGUAUUUUACUUCAUCCAAUCCUGAGAAAAAUCCAGUUUACAAACCGUGCUGGAGAUGAUGUGUCUUUCCAUGAAACAAGACACCAUGUAGUGCACUAUGAUAUUCAGAACAUUGUAAAUUUUCCUGCUGGAUUUCGUUUGAUGGUUAAAAUUGGAGAAUUUUCCUCUAAGAGUCCACAUGACCAAGAUUUGCUUAUCAAUGAAGACAUUAUAGAAUGGCCUGUUGGAUUCAAAAAGACUCCUCAAUCUGUGUGUAGCCAGAGCUGUGGUCCAGGAUUUCGGAAAAUGUCACAGGAAGGAAGACCUGUCUGUUGCUAUACUUGUGUUUUUUGUCCAGAGAGAGAUGUUUCCAAUCAGACAGAUGCAGAACAGUGUAUCCAGUGUGCAGAGCAUGAGUAUCCAAACAUGGAGAGAAGUCGCUGCCUCCCCAAGCUAAUGACCUUCUUAGCCUUUGAGGAUGUCCUGGGUAUGGCUCUGGUUUGUAUGGCUCUGUGCUGCUCUGUAACCACAGCUGCAGUUUUGGGGGUCUUUGUGAAGCACCGAGACACUCCCAUCGUCAAGGCUAAUAACCGGUCUCUCAGCUACAUCCUGCUCAUUGCCCUCCUCCUGUGCUUCCUCUGUUCCUUACUCUUCAUUGGCCGUCCCAACACAGCCACAUGCCUCCUCCAGCAAAUAACAUUUGGCCUUGUGUUCACAGUGGCUAUUUCUGCUGUGCUGGCCAAGACCAUCACUGUGAUUCUGGCCUUCAAGGUUACAAAACCUGGAAGAACAAUGAGGCGAUUGCUUGUAUCAGGAGCUACUAACUUCAUCAUUCCCAUCUGCUCCUUGAUCCAACUGACUUUCUGUGGCAUCUGGUUGGGAAUCUCUCCUCCCUUUAUUGAGUUAGAUGCAUAUUCUGAGCAUGGCCACAUCAUCCUGGUGUGCAACAAGGGCUCAGUCACUGCCUUCUACUGUGUCCUGGGCUACCUGGGUACCUUGGCCCUGGCGAGCUUCACUGUGGCUUUCCUAGCCAGGAACCUGCCUGACACAUUCAAUGAAGCCAAGUUCCUGACGUUCAGCAUGCUGGUGUUCUGCAGUGUCUGGGUGACCUUCCUGCCUGUCUACCACAGCACCAAGGGGAAGGUCAUGGUGGCUGUGGAGGUCUUCUCCAUCUUGGCCUCCAGUGUGGGACUCCUAGGGUGCAUUUUUGCCCCCAAGUGCUACAUUAUUCUUAUAAGGCCUGAAAAGAAUUCUCUGAAAGGCUUAAAGAAAAGAGCAAGUUCUAAGGGAUUCUAA